Messenger RNA from Triticum turgidum subsp. durum (durum wheat), 1647 nucleotides. The record is from the annotation of a GenBank genome assembly. Lineage: Eukaryota; Viridiplantae; Streptophyta; Magnoliopsida; Poales; Poaceae.
AUGGACCCCACCCGUGCCCUCCUCGAGCGUCUGUCCGACGGCGCGGUCGCCGGCGUGGUUGACUUCCGGGGCGACCCCGCGCCGCGCGCCUCCACCGGCCGAUGGCCCGCCGCGAUGUUUGUCCUCGUUGUGGAGAUCGCGGAGAGGUUCGCGUACCACGGCGUGUCGGCGAACCUGAUCAGCUACCUGACGGGGCCGCUGGCGGAGUCCACGGCCGCCGCGGCGGCGGCGAUCAACGCAUGGAGCGGCGUGGCCAUGAUGCUGCCCUUGCUGGUGGCCUGCGUCGCCGACGCCUGGCUCGGGAGGUUCCGCACCAUCGUGCUCGCCUCCAUCCUCUUCGUUGUGAGCCUGGGGAUGUUAACCCUGUCCUCCGCGCUGCCGGCGUUCCACUCGGACGGGUGCAGCAGCUUCACCGCGCUCUCGCUCGCGUGCUCCCCGUCCCCGGUGCAGGUGACCGUCUUCUACGUCUCCCUGUAUAUGGUGGCGCUGGCGGAGGCCGGGCACAAGCCAUGCUCGCAGGCGUUCGGCGCCGACCAGUUCGACCAGCACCACCCCAAGGAGUCCGUCUCCAGGAGCUCCUUCUUCAACUGGUGGUUCCUCGGCAUGUGCUCCGGCACCGCCGCCACCACCAUGGUCUCCAGCUACAUCCAGGACAACAUCGGCUGGGGCCUCGGCUUCGGCAUCCCCUGCCUCAUCAUGCUCUUCGCUCUCGCCAUCUUCUUGUUGGGCACCCGCAGGUACCGCUACUACACUUCCACCCACUCCAGCCCCUUCGCUCGCCUCGCCAGGGCCUUGGUUGCGCUCAUCACAGGCUCCAAAUCCAGCCAAUGUGCCAACACUACUCUUGCGGGUGAGGAUGCUGAGUUCAACGCGGAGCACCGCGAGGAAGUGAGGGGCCUGCUUCGUCUGUUCCCCAUCUGGACGACGUGCAUAAUCUACGCCGUCAUCAGCUCCCAGUCGCCGACGUUCUUCACGAAGCAGGUCGCGACGCUGGACCGGCGGAUCGGCGCCACUUUCCUCGUGCCGCCGGCGGCGCUGCAGACGUUCAUCUGCCUGACCAUCAUCGCCUUCGUCCCUGUGUACGACCGGCUCUUGGUGCCGGCGGCGAGGCGGUUCACGCGCCUCUCAACGGGCAUCACGAUGCUGCAGAGGAUCGGCACCGGGCUCGUGCUCUCGCUGGUGGCCAUGGUGGUGGCGGCGCUGGUGGAGGCGAAGCGGCGGGGCGUUGCAAGGGAGGCCGGGCUGGUGGACGACCCAAAGGCGGCGCUGCCGAUGAGCCUGUGGUGGAUGGUGCCGCAGUACGUGCUGUUCGGGGUGUCGGACGUGUUCGCCAUGAUCGGGCUGCAGGAGUUCUUCUACGACCAGGUCCCCGACGCGCUGCGCAGCCUGGGGCUCGCCUUCUACCUCAGCAUCUUCGGGGUGGGCAACUUCUUCAGUAGCUUCCUCAUAUCCGCCAUCGACGGCGCGACCAAGAAGAGAGGCGCCAGCUGGUUCUCCAACAACCUGAACCGCGCCCACCUCGACUACUUCUACUGCCUCCUCGCCGGGCUCUGCGCAGUGGAGCUGCUCGCUUUCAUCAUUGUUUCGCGCGUUUAUGUGUACAAGAAGAGGGUAGCUCACCAUGACGACAGUGGUGCUAUCUUGUAG